Messenger RNA from Monodelphis domestica (gray short-tailed opossum), 7243 nucleotides. RefSeq names its product cap binding complex dependent translation initiation factor (gene CTIF). Gene Ontology annotation, biological process: regulation of translational initiation. Gene Ontology annotation, molecular function: translation activator activity; protein binding; RNA binding. Gene Ontology annotation, cellular component: cytosol. The record is from RefSeq and is a predicted model, not a curated record. Lineage: Eukaryota; Metazoa; Chordata; Mammalia; Didelphimorphia; Didelphidae.
CGCUGGGUGAUCUCCCCGCGCGUGCUGGGCCCUAAAUCCCGCGAAAGAAAGCCGGACUACAUUUCCCGGCAGGCGCCCGGCGGCCUUCUUCCCUUUCAAGUCUUUGCACGUGGCCUGUGGGGAAGGAGGGGCCGGGACGUCACCCUCCUGCAUUCUCUUUCCCUGUGUCAGAGCAGGGAUCCUUUUUUUUUUCCUCCUUCUUCCUUUGCCCCCUCCCCCUUCCUACCCCUCCCUCCCUCUGUCCCUUCCCUCCCUCCCUCCCCUCUUCUCCUCCUCUACACUGCACCCAAAUCCCUACUCUCCACCCUAUGGGGCCGGGACCCAUGAAAUUAAAGGCAGGAAUCUGAUCGCCGGAGCCUCUUUCCCUCCCUCCCUCCCUUCCCCUUCCCUCCCCCUUCCCUUCCAACUCGGACUUGGAGCUGCAGUCAGGGAAACCGAGAUCCUUCGUGGGAUCUACACUGAAUUCUUCCCUGUUUGGACGGUUUAUUAUAUACCAGCUCUGGAGUUCUGUUGGGGAAGAUCCCAUUUCAAGAGAUAGGCUGCUGUGGCACCCUCGAUUCUCCUGGAAGCACUGAGAGUGCUCUCCCUCAGGUUUCCUCUCGCUGGGCAUCUGAGCAGUGGUGAUGGAGAACUCCUCAGCAGCUUCAGCUUCCUCAGAAGCGGGGAGCAGCCGUUCUCAGGAGAUCGAGGAGCUGGAACGCUUCAUUGACAGCUACGUGCUUGAGUACCAGGUGCAGGGGCUCCUAACAGACAAGACAGAAGGUGAUGGGGAGAGUGAGAAGACUCAGACCAACAUAUCUCAGUGGCCAGUGGACUGCAAUGACCAAUUGGAUGGCAGUUGUUCUUCCUCUCAAGGGAGAGGCCCCUCUCAGCAGAAUGGCAACAAAGACAACUCUAUGGACAUGUUGGGUACCGAUAUCUGGGCUGCCAAUACUUUUGAUUCUUUCCGGUGUGGAAAAGGGAAGCUGGAAGAUGGGGAAGGAAUCAACUUGAAUGACAUAGAGAAAGUUCUCCCUGCCUGGCAGGGUUAUCAUCCAAUGCCCCAUGAAGCAGAGAUUGCACAUACUAAGAAAUUAUUCCGACGGAGAAGGAACGACCGGAGGAGACAGCAAAGGCCACCAGGUGGGAAUAAAUCCCAGCAGCACAGUGAUCACCAGCCAGGCAGUGCCAAACACAACAGGGACCACCAGAAAUCCUACCAGGGGGGCCAGGCACCCCACCCCUCAGGGAGGCCCAACCACCAUGGCUAUAGCCAGAACCGACGGUGGCACCACAACAACCCGAAACACCCACCCGGCGACAAGGAGGCUGCUACCCAUCGCAACAACGCCAAAGAGACAGAGAGCCUGAAGAUCGAGGAUGCUCCCGUGUGCACCGUGCACAUCCCCCUGGACAUGCACCGGAACCCCGAUGCCUCACCAACAGAGAGGCCGCCACCCCAGCAGCCUGGAGGCCUGGAGGUGGAGGCCAAACGCAAAGACAGUGUUCUUAAUGAUCGGAUUGGGGAACGACCCAAAAUUAAACUGCUCCAGUCUUCCAAAGACAGGCUGAGGCGAAGACUAAAGGAAAAGGUACCGGAAGAAAUACCAGUGGUGCCGCCCAACCCCCAGAGGAACAAAAUGGACAAGCUGAUAGAGAUCCUGAACAGCAUGAGGAAUAAUAGCAGUGAUGUGGACGCCCAGCUGACCACCUUCAUGGAAGAGGCCCAGAAUUCCACGAACUCAGAAGAGAUGCUGGGAGAAAUUGUCCGAACCAUCUACCAAAAGGCCGUGACAGACCGGAGUUUUGCCUUCACAGCUGCAAAACUCUGUGACAAAAUGGCCCUCUUCAUGGUGGAAGGGACCAAGUUCCGGAGCCUUCUUCUCAACGUGCUACAGAAGGAUUUCACCAUGCGAGAGGAACUGCAGCACAAAGAUGUGGAACGCUGGCUAGGGUUCAUCACCUUCCUCUGCGAGGUGUUUGGCACCAUGCGCAGCAGCACCGGGGAACCAUUCCGUGUCCUUGUCUGCCCCAUUUACACCUGCCUCAGGGAGUUGUUACAAUCUCAGGAUGUGAAGGAAGAUGCAGUCCUUUGCUGUUCCAUGGAGCUGCAGAGCACAGGUCGGCUGCUGGAGGAGCAGCUGCCCGAAAUGAUGACGGAGCUCUUGGCCAGCGCCCGAGACAAGAUGCUGUGCCCCUCCGAGUCCAUGCUGACGAGGUCGCUGCUUCUCGAGGUCAUCGAGCUGCACGCCAACAACUGGAACCCCCUGACCCCGACCAUCACCCAGUACUACAACAAAACCAUCCAGAAACUGACGGCCUGAGGAGGCAGGGUGGGGAGGGCCGGGAGGGCCCACAGGCCAGGGGGCCCGCAGGGCAGGGAGCAGGACCCGGAGGAAAGGGAAGGGGACGGCCGGCGGCCGCGGAGUAGGAGCAAGACCCAGCACCUUAAAUGGAAGCAGGAAAGCGGGCAAAUAGGCCCCGAGGCAAAUCCCGAGAGGGAAGGGAGCCAGCCCUCGGUGCAAUACCUAGGAAGAGCCACCCCACCCCUGCUCCCUGCAUGCGGCAAUACACAUCCAUGAAGGAUGCAUGUCUCUCUUUAGCAGGGGCCCCCUGCCAUCUCCCUACCUAUUUCCUAAUGCCCGGCCCCAGCUGCCCGGCCUCUGCCCCUGCAGGGCUCCCGUCGCUGGGGGCUCCUCCUCGUGACGCCAUCAGAGCCGUGACAGACGCUCCCUCACCCCGGGACACCGUGUGGGUCAGAAGAGACCGCAGAGGGCCGAAAACAGGCGUCCGAGUCUGGUCUGGCAUUGUUUCCCGCCCCACCCCGCCCCCACUCUCCAUUAUGUCAGUUUGCAGUAGCCAACUGGCGGAGGCAACACAUGGCAGAUGUCUUGGGAGGACAAAGAAACACAAGGUCCGCACCAGACGCUCGCCCGCCCGCCCGCUCGUAAUUGACGACUUUUGUCCAGCGGGGCUGAGUUGGGGUAGGCGCUGGGGCCCAGCCACUCGCCCUCCUCGGACUCACUCCUGAACCACGGGAGGGGGGCGGGGGGCAGUUGUAUUGGCACUCUUGGGAGGCUGGUUGGGUUUUUAUAAAAAGACACUGACUUUGAAGCCUCUUUUCUCUGGGAAGAGAGCCUCUGGGAGGAGGGCAGUUCCGGGCUUGUCGCUCGCUCGCUCCAGGAGUCAUUUAAGAUCAUCAGACACUUCUGGGCCAGGAGGGGCUUCCUCCAAGAAACCUGGGCUAUAGGGCGUCCUUGGGGCUUUGACCUGCGACUGUGUCCUUCCGCUUAGCCCCAGAUAGCCUUGGCAAACAAGCUCCAAGAAAGCCGUCCUGUCCUCCCCUAUACACCGCAGUCUGUUCUAAGUGCCUCUGGCUGCAGGAACAACGACGUUGUCCAGGGUGCUAAUUCGACUAGCUCCGGGCUUAACUGAUUGGGCCUACCUACGUCAUGGUACCCCAUGUCUAAUCAGAAGUGUCUGGGGGGCCCAGACCAGGCGGGUAGAAGCCAAGCAUCCCCUGGAGCACAGUGUUAUUAGGGGAAAGAUGGAGAGAAUCCAGAGCCAACGUCCCACCAGUGUUAGUCCUUAGGGUGAGGCAGAGGCAAUUGUCUAGGGGUCAGAGGCCCUGUCCACCAUCAUGCCCCGAUCUGGCUGCAUGGAGCUGGAUACAGGGUGUGCUGUUUUAAGCGAGAGUAAGAGAUCCCACUGAUGAACUUGAGCGUGUUUCCUGGAAGUCAGGGCAAGCCUAGCUCAGCAUUUCCAAUGGGCUUCUGAACAACCCACUUUCUGGGGAUGCAGACCUGAACAGGGACCAGGAAAUGAUGUUGGAUUUCAGCAGCUUCCUUCUUUGCUCCUUUUGAGGUUUACCACUCACUAACUCAUCCCCUGGGCUCCCCAAACCAGAAGCCUGGUACACCUGAGGGAUGAGGUUUUCCCUUUUUUGUUCAGAGCUCACGGGAGUGAGAGAUGAGAAAAGGAAAGGCAGUCUCCGUCCCAGCCUCCCUGUGGCCAAACUUCAGUUACCUUGGAGGCAAGGGAAUUUAUAUCCACCGAUAGCUAGGGCACACAUGCCCCCCGGGUCUACUCCCUGCCAGAUGACUUCAUACACCCAUUCCUUGAAAAUAAGCCUACCCACCCACCCACCCCCCUAUGAAAAGGAGAGAAGAGAGCCCCACCCUGCGGUUCUCAGACUAUGCCACCAGAGCUAAUGAGGCAACUGUCUUUCCUACUAUAUGUACCCUUGUUCCUUUUUUCUCCAUCAGUCCUCUUUCUCUCUUUGUUUUCCGCAUCACCCUCCCAUUCUUUUUGCUUGUGCCCUCUUUCCCUCCUGUCCCCCAACUCCUCACCUUGCCACUGCUCAGUCCUAAUGAGGGCCUGUGGGUCAAAAGAUUGCUAGCCCUUGGCUUGAGUUGUUCAUUGGCGCUUGUAGAAGGCCAGGAGAAAGCCAGUCUCUAAUGGAUUCGGCCAAUCUGGUCAGGAGAGGACGGUAAAGGGUAGAAACCAUUGAUCCACUCAAUGAGCAAUCAGAGAACUUCUAAAGUGGCGAAUAGAGUGGUUCUAAUCUCAAGGCUCUGCUAAAAAUCAGGGGAAAGAGUUAGGUGUGAACCUUGUAGGAGCUAUAGAGAGACUGAGAGCAAGAGUGGGUGUAGAGAAACUGAGGGAAUAAGGGGAUGGACACUAUAAAACCAGGACAAGAAGUUCUGAUUCCGAUGGAGGGCUUUCUCAAAAGAUCUUUUUAUGUGACAAGGUCCCCUGCAGGAGCUGUGGAGGCAUGUCCCCUUGGGCGAGGCAAUGGGCUCUUGGAAGGGCCCCCAGUAGGGCCAUGAAGCUUACUUCCUCCAGUUAUCUAACCCUGUGAGUCAGGCUCCUUAACUCUCAAGGCAAUAGCGUGGAAGAAGUAAAAUAGUAUACAUAUAUAUGCACAUAUAUAUAUAUUUUUAAUUACAUAUUGUGUCACAGUGGCUUCUGGCAUACGGUUUACACAGGUCAAUCUGUUGCUUUAAAGCGCUUUCUGGCCAAUCUGAAUAACUAUUUAAGCCGUUUUCUAUAUCUAGUUGCUGCUACUUUUACAGACUUGUGAAAAGUGCUUCAGAGAUUUAAAAUAAUAAUAAUAAUAAUAAGCCUAAAACCUUGGAAGCCAUUUUAAGGGAGAAUCGUCUGAUGAGAACAUGAGCAGGAGCUAGAGGGCAGGCCUAAGCAAUACUGAGAGAGCCCUGAUCUCCCCAGCCUGGGGCCAUUUCUGGCCUUCACCCGGUGAACUGUGGUUUGCCUCCUUUGUCCUCUGAAUGUAUCAAGGGAAGCCCUAGACAAGAAAACUGGAUCUUGUAUUUCUAAGUUUUCAAAUCCAUACCCAACUGACCACAACUUACUUUCUGAGGACAUUUUGAAAGCCAGCCCCCACCAACCAGUGGUCAUUCUGCUUAAGCACUUUCCCCAGUGGACCAGCCCACCAAAGGGCCAGCUUGUGUCAUGGCUGUGUAGCCCGGGGCAUCAGGCUGAAUGGUUUCGGUCCAUUUCUUGGUACUACAGCCCACACCCGAGACACUGGAAACCCACCUUCCUCUGGAUGACUCUCCAGUUAAUUCAGUCUGCCUGUUUGUCUUGCUGUCAGCUGCUUUGUAAGCUUCAGGUUUUCAGAUAAUCCUGUCUAUCCAUGUCAAUGUAAUUGUUGGCUGAGGCGGUAUUUAUUUCUUAUUUUUAUUUUAUUUUAUGUUUUUCUGAGGGAUGGGAGGGGCUAAAAAUAUGCCACUCACUCGCCAUGCCUUGGAAAACCUAUAGGAGGCAGAACCCCAAUACCAAGGCUAUCCACCAGGGCCUAGAUGGGGGGGGGUCUCCCCAAGGCUUGGCCAGAAACUUACCUGGCAGCAGGAACUGGUCAGCUCUUCUGUUAUGAACUGUCUCCCCUGGAAGCCAUGGAGAGGGGUGGGAGGAGGGACAGUGGAAAGUGAAAAGCAUCCACCUGCCCUAGGCUACCCUGUGUGGGGAAAACUGAGAGUGGAAGUGCCCAGAGGACAAAUAUGCGGGAUCCUCCUCUGCCUUCAGCAUUUGCACAGGAAGAUUGCCCAUGAUCCCCUCAGGACCCGAGGGUUCAGAGGACCCCUGUCAAAGCUUCUUUGUGAAUGGUAGCCCCCAAUGGAUGAUCCCUUCCUUGACACAUGCCAUUUCCCAUUUGGCCCCCAGGUACCAGAGUUUAAUUAAUAGCAGGAAGAAAUCUGACCCCUGCCCUUAGCCCUCUGCGUGUGUGCCGAAGGAGGGACCUCUCCCCACACAUUCAAGCACGUCUUUUGGUGGGUGGGGACCUCGGGGGAAAGAGCUGAAGGCUAGAGGGUGGUGCAGAUGGACCGUAGCUGGUUUCCAGGUAGGUUGGGGGACCAGAGACAAAUGCCAGGCCAGAGAAGAGGGGACAGGGAUGAGAUAGAGCACGUGGCUAACAGCCAGAGACUUGGGUGGCAGGCUGACAAGCUGUCAGCAGAAAACCUACCCAGCACAGAAUUCGAUUGGUUCAGUGAAUGGGGAAGGGUUUCCUCCGAGUGACUUGGCCUGUGUUUCCCCAGCAAUGCUCCUAUGCCUCACCUAGAAGAGACUCCCGUGAGGAAGGCUCUGAUUCAAAAGGAAGGGGACGAAGUGAACGGAGGUGCUUGGGAGGGCAAGCGGUCCUCCGGCUCCAGGCAAACACGUCUGUCUGUAAGGACUGCUCGUCCCCAAAAGGCCUGGUCAUUUAUUUUCUUACAAUGACAUAUCCUUUAUUUUUGCAGCACCCCUCCCCCAGCGGGGCUCUGGAGAAACCUCUCCCCCUAGGCUGGGACUUCCCUGCUUGGCCCAUAAUUUCCUAGGGCUGGUCACAGGCUGCAUCCCCGCCUCUCCAAAGAUGCCCCUGGGGAAAGGAGACAAGGACACUGUAAAGGGGGGGGAUGGGAAAGAGAGGGGAGGGUCCAACUUCCCCUAACUCAACCACAGAAUCGUGCACAUAAGAGAAGCUAGGGAAGGAUAUAAUAUCUAUAUAUUUAUUGUGUUGGAGAAGGUAGCAUUUUAAUUUAAUCAUCCAUCACAGCUGUUAAACUAAAAACUUUUUCUUUCUUGAAGAAAAUGCAAGAGUGGGGCUGGAAGGAGGGGGAAGCAGUGGUCGGUGGGCCUGGAGAAGGGCGAAUCUUCCUGUGGACUGCUGAGAGAGGCUAAACGAGAGACAAGACAGUUCUGAAAUGCUGUAUGCUAUGAAAUACGUUGUCUGAGUAAUAAAUGUUUCAACCCUGACAUUUCAUCA